AUGUCUGCUAUGGUUGAGAAAGAAGAGGCCGUCUUCCGUUCGGCGGAAAUGUCACUCGUUCAAUUGUAUAUUCCUCAAGAAAUUGCAAGAGAUGCCGUUUAUACUGUAGGUCAAUUGGGUAAUAUCCAGUUCCUUGAUUUGAAUAAGAAAGUCAGAACCUUCCAAAGAACCUAUGUUGAGGAUAUAAGAAGACUGGACAAUGUUGAGAGACAGUAUCGUUAUUUCUACAGUCUAUUACUAGAGCAUGACUUGAAACUAUACGAAACAGAAGAUGAUAGUUUGAGAUAUGCCUCAUUGCAAAACUCGCAAAAUGGUGAGUUGAAUAUUUUGACACCUCCGAAUAGUUCCAAGAUUGAUGACCAUGUGGAAAAUGCAAAGUUACUAGAAGAAAGAUUGUCUCAAAUGGAAUCGGCCACUGAUACUUUAAAACAACAAAAAUCCGAAUUAGAACAACAUAGAUAUGUCUUGCAAGCAGGUGAUAUUUUCUUUGAAGGACCUAUCUCGCACAGUUUGACUCAUGAUACUUCUGCUCAAACUCAACAAGCACACUUGCAACCAAAUUUCAUUACCGGUGUGAUUCCAAGAAAUAAAGUUUCUGUUCUGGAACAGAUUUUAUGGAGAGUGUUGAGAGGUAAUUUAUAUUUUAAACAAGUCGAACUAGACGAAGCUAUCUAUGAUGCUACAACAAAGAAGAAACAAGAUAUGAGUGCUUUCAUUGUGUUUUCUCCCGGUGAUUUGAUCGUUCAAAGGAUUAGAAAAAUUGCUGAAUCAUUGGAUGCUAAGUUAUAUGAAGUCUCUGAAUCUGCAGAACAAAGAUCGCAAAAAUUGAGUGAAAUUAACCAAAAUUUGGCAGAUUUGUACAACGUCUUAGACACAACAACAACCACAUUCGAAAGUGAAUUAUAUGCAAUCUCAAAAGAAUUAGACGUUUGGUUUCAGGAAGUUGAAAGAGAGAAAUUAGUAUUCCACACUCUAAACAAGUUCAACUAUGAUCAAAAUAGAAAAAUUUUAGUAGCAGAAGGUUGGGUUCCAAAGGAUGAACUAAACAUUUUACAAAAAGCAUUAAGCGAUAUGACAAAGAAUUUAGGUACCGAUGUUCCUUCUACUCUUGAAGUUUUGCAAACAAAUAGAACCCCACCAACUUACCACAGAACUAAUAAAUUUACAGAAGCCUUUCAAAACAUUUGUGACUGUUAUGGUAUUGCUCAAUAUAGAGAGAUCAAUGCAGGUUUACCAACUAUUGUCACUUUCCCAUUCAUGUUCGCCAUUAUGUUUGGUGAUUUAGGUCAUGGUUUUAUCAUGUUCUUAGCCGCUGCAGCUUUGGUUUUGAAUGAAAAAACAAUAGGUAAAAUGAAAAGAGGCGAAAUUUUUGAUAUGGCAUUUUCAGGAAGAUAUAUAUUACUGUUGAUGGGUUUAUUCUCUAUGUACACUGGUUUCUUAUACAAUGAUAUCUUCUCUAAGUCUAUGACUUUAUUUAAAUCCGGUUGGCAAUGGCCAAGUCACUGGGAGGAAGGUGAGACGAUUUUUGCAAAAAGUGUUGGAACAUACCCAAUUGGUUUAGAUUGGUCAUGGCAUGGUAGUGAAAAUGAAUUACUAUUUUCAAACUCUUAUAAAAUGAAGUUAUCCAUUUUGAUGGGUUUCAUUCACAUGACUUACUCAUAUAUGUUUUCAUUAGCAAACCAUUUGUACUUUGAUUCAUGGAUUGAUAUUGUUGGCAAUUUCCUUCCUGGUCUAUUAUUUAUGCAAGGUAUUUUUGGUUAUUUGUCUCUAUGUAUUGUUUACAAAUGGUCUGUUGAUUGGAUAAAGGAUGAUAAGGCUCCUCCAGGUUUAUUAAAUAUGCUCAUUAAUAUGUUUUUAGCACCAGGAUCAAUUGAUGACGAACUGUAUCCGCACCAAGCCAAAGUUCAAGUAUUUUUGCUUGCAGUUGCAUUGAUUUGUAUUCCAUGGUUAUUAAUUGCAAAACCUUUGCAUUUUAAACUUACUCACAAAGACCAUAUUGCAUUACCAACAGAUGAAGAAAAUUCUGGAUUACAAGUUUCAGAUGAUAUUAAUGAACUUCUAACUGAAGAAGGUGCUGAAGAUGAUGAUGAUGAAGGUCAUGGUCAUGGUCAAGAAGAGUUUAGUGACGUUGUAAUCCAUCAAGUCAUUCACACAAUCGAAUUUUGUUUGAACUGUGUUUCACACACCGCCUCUUAUUUACGUUUAUGGGCUUUAUCGUUGGCUCAUGCCCAAUUAUCAAGUGUUCUGUGGACUAUGACUAUUCAAAUUGCAUUUGGAACUCAUGGCGCUUUAGGUGUUUUUAUGACAAUCUUCCUAUUUGCUAUGUGGUUUGUUUUAACAUGUUGUGUUCUGGUGGUUAUGGAAGGUACCUCUGCUAUGUUACAUUCAUUACGUCUACAUUGGGUUGAAUCCAUGUCAAAGUUUUUUGUUGGUGAUGGUAUUUAUUAUGAGCCAUUUUUAUUCCAAUAUAUUGAUAUGGAAGAUUUUGCCGCUUCAGUUGUCUCUAGCAGUUCAAAUUAG
Messenger RNA from Tetrapisispora phaffii CBS 4417, 2520 nucleotides. RefSeq names its product H(+)-transporting V0 sector ATPase subunit a (gene VPH1). Lineage: Eukaryota; Fungi; Ascomycota; Saccharomycetes; Saccharomycetales; Saccharomycetaceae. The transcript has a single exon. The record is from RefSeq and is a predicted model, not a curated record. Bases 1 to 2520 code for a protein of 839 amino acids. Gene Ontology annotation, biological process: proton transmembrane transport; vacuolar acidification. Gene Ontology annotation, cellular component: vacuolar proton-transporting V-type ATPase complex; vacuolar proton-transporting V-type ATPase, V0 domain; fungal-type vacuole membrane. Gene Ontology annotation, molecular function: proton-transporting ATPase activity, rotational mechanism; ATPase binding.